AUGAGUGGGUCUAAUUCGAAUGCUACGAUUUUGCUAAAAAGGGUCUUGAGCUUGAACGAAUUCUCCCCGUUGCUUUUGUGUAUAGAUAGCAUUGCACAGACCGCUAGCUAUCUUUUGGAUGAAAUCCUUUACAACGCUAGUAAAAAUGGUCAAGUAUCUGUGAUUUAUGUUUCAUUUGAAAGUGUGAACUGUCCCUCAUAUGCUACCAAAUUUAUCGAUGUGGAAUCCGUUGGUUUAGCAAAAUUAUCACAAACUAUAAGUUCGUACCUGCCCUCCUCAUCACCUACAAGUUCAGGUCCAAAGAGUGUCGUUGUAGUGGAUUCUAUGAACCAUAUCCCUAAGAAUCAAGUAGCUCAAUUUAUGGCAUCCAUUGGUUCUAAGCAUGCAACAGUUUUAGGAGUUUACCAUAAAGAUAUGCCAGAAAUUGCAGAUCCUUCGUUAGAACACUACCCACCAACUCUAUCGUUACUUUAUUUCAUGGCAACCACUGUGUUAGAGGUAAAUCCAAUAUUAAACAAGGAAUUAGACGAAGAAGAGUUGAAAGAGGAGUUGGUUAAAUAUUUGGUACCGCGCGGCUUAAACAACAGUAGGUUCCAGUUAACUCUGACCAAUAGAAGGAAAAGUGGUAGAUCUCUAGUGCAUGAUUUUUAUGUGGAUACUAACACGCAUAGCUACGAGGUUGUUAAGGAGACUCAAGAGGCUGAUAACGAUGACGGUGAAAAUCCAGAGGCAUUGCAAGAUUUGACCACUUUCAACCUUUCCACAUCAGCUAAGCAAAGGAUGGCUAAGGACCAAGUGGCAUUGCCUUUCUUAGAAGCACAAUCUUUUAAUACUGGUGGUGCUAUUGUAUACCAAUUUGAAAAAGAUGACGAUUUUGACGAAGAAGAUCCAUACGAGGAUCCAUUUUAA
Zygosaccharomyces rouxii is the source of this 909-nucleotide messenger RNA. It is a transcript of the gene IKI1, whose product is annotated as Elongator subunit IKI1. Lineage: Eukaryota; Fungi; Ascomycota; Saccharomycetes; Saccharomycetales; Saccharomycetaceae. Gene Ontology annotation, molecular function: tRNA binding. Gene Ontology annotation, cellular component: cytosol; nucleus; elongator holoenzyme complex. Gene Ontology annotation, biological process: tRNA wobble uridine modification. Bases 1 to 909 code for a protein of 302 amino acids. The record is from RefSeq and is a predicted model, not a curated record. The transcript has a single exon.